AAAUGGAUUAUGUAAAAGAAAAUUGCCCUUCAAAAAAAUCUUAGCCAUUGGAAUCAUUUUAAUUUAUUAUGCAAUAAAUUGUUCAUUGGGACAGGCUUAAAAUUAAAUGCUUUUCCUGAUAAGCACAUGGACACACUUCUCAGUAAGUUCUCAAUUUUCUGACAACUUGAAUUUUAAAUUUCCAGCAGUUGUGUCAUCAAAAUAAACAGAAAUUAUCCCUUGAAAUUUGUCCACCUGUUUGUAUCAAAUCUAUGUAAAUCCACCAGUUUCAUCGCCUGGAACUGAAUAACUGAAAUAACCAAACUUUUMGCUAAUAUUCUUAUUUAAUGAGAUGCACCUGUUAUUCUAUGUGACCUCAUCUUGAAUGUAUUUAUUCAGCCACUCUAUAAUCCUCCUGGUUGUACAAAUAUGGUUGUUACAUGUCACAACAACUGUAUUUCGGCAGCUGUCUCUGUAUGUAGGCAUGCUUGAUCUAUUUUGGCAGAGAGCGCUCCAAGUGGCCUUGCAAAAAAAAUCUCUGUUUCAUAAGUUGCCAAACAUUUUAGUAACAGUCUCUUCUAGGCCAGUGUUUCUGAAAUUUGGGGGAGCAAAAAGCACACAUGGUAAAAAGUUGGGUAMGGGAAAAACMCAAAUUUUAAUUAUUCCGAUGCUCUUGACAACAUAUCAUAAGCUAACUAGAAACAUUUCUGUUCUCAGAUGCUUAUGAGAUCUCCUUUGGGUGUGUCCGACGGAUCGAAAAACAUCUUUGCCUACUGUUUACAGUACCUAAGCUAUUUGUGUUACUAUUGUGUGUACAUGGAGAACUGGACAAAAUUCAAAUAAAUUGUGAAAUCAUGUGAAAAUCAAAAAAAAGGGCCUGCGUUUCUCUCACUACCCCCUCUUUGAGAGGGAUAUUUAUAAGGCAGAAGCUCCAGACCAGCAAAGAUCUUUCAUGGCUCCUUGACUUUCAAGUCCUGAUACAUCUGAUAUAUUGUAAUUACCGCAGACUYUAAGGCAAAGCCCAGAACAGAUAAGCAGUUGAUAAGAUUCAUUUUGCCCUGCAGUCAGAUUUCCAGUCCGAUAGUCCCAGGAUAAUCCCGGGCUGCGAGCGAAGCAGAGUUUAAAUCUUUGUCUCAUCUAAUUCAUUUAUUUAAUCCUGUCACUUUUGCUUAAGACRAGGCUGAAUUAAAACGCUUGUGUCACGGCCAUCUGAUCCAUGGCAAAGACGGGGGCCGAUCCUGUCAUGUCCAAUUCAUCUCAUUUGCGCAUCUUUCAAGACACAUUUGGAGGUUUUAGUGAAGAUUUAUGAGCAACGUGACCGUUUGAGCUUCUCGUUUUAAUUUAUUAAAUUUGUUCCCAUAAGGAAGCAGGAACACUCUAAUAAAAUAUGGUUUGGUGAAGUUUGUCAGAGCUGGGAGAGAGAAAAAAAAAAACUUAAAGACGUUUGUGGGGCCAUUUCACACAAUGAAUGUUUACUGCUUUUUUUUUUUUUUACUAGAAAUAGAAAAUGUGUUUAUCUGCAUCAUAGAAAAUGAAACUGUGAAAGUAUUAUCCUUCUAGUCUCCCAAAAAAAUACUACAUGUAAUAAUUUGAACUUCUAAAACAGUAAAUGUUAUUCAAUUUAUAUAUAAUCAUUAUGUGGAGAGACUGCUUACACAAAAUGRUAGAAGAUAAAAACACCACAAACAGGCUUAAUCAGAGGUGAUCAACAGCAGAUCACUGCUUUAGUUUUGUUUAUUUAUAAAUAACCUUUGGAUGACCACCAUUAUGCAUCCCUUCAGGGUAUUCAUAUGAAAUUCUGAUUGCCUGGGAUUCCUUCUUGCAGCUAGUUUUGAUCAGAUGAACUACUGAACUCUUUAAAAUAAUCUCACUUAAAACUGAGAUCAUUUUACUUCUUGAUAAGCUGAGGAAUGCAUUGGCACAUGUAUUUAUAGUCAACUUUUURUGGACUGCAUGAGAGGCACAAAACCCAGAAAAGGAGCAUGUAAGGAGAAUUAUGAUCCAACAUUGUACAGCACCUUUAAAAAGGUUUCAUAAACACAAUUUGUACUUGUAUUUGGAUUUCACUUUACUGGCCAAAUCAAAUUAUUACAUGAUUGGAAACUUUUUUUCUUUUUUUCCAAAAACCUUAAAGACUGUGCCAUAUUUUUGCCUUAURUUUUUGAUAAGGGACAUUCAUUGUAGCUACAACGCCACAGUCUCAGUGCUUCUGCAGCCUCUAACAUUUUGUACUUUGWUCCAUUUAUCCUUGUAUUAUCUUUUGACCACACAGGAAAGGAAUCUCCACAGCAGGGUGCUGCUUUCAGGCUAACCUGCGCUAAUCAUUUUCUACCAAUCGUUCUGUUUCUCAUCUCACCAGAACACCAAUAUUCUCCAGGCAAAGUCAGUACUAUGUAAUUCCAUCCAUCAUAUCACUUAUAAGACAUUUCAUAUUUCUUUCAUAAAACUCAUAAAUAAAGAAGCGGUGAGUGAACCUCCCUGCCUGUUACGUCUCUCUGCACCUACAUAAAUGAUUAGAGUUCAAAGAAUUUUGGGAUCGGUUUUCUUUGAGGUUUUACUUUACACAAGGAAGUUUGUCCGAARCACAUAUCGAUAAAUAUUAAACAUGCAACUUCCUCCACAUACCUAUACCUAUAGAACUGUGCAUCAUGGGGCAGAGUUAUGAAAUUCAUAUCCUCUUUAAAUCAGAACAGGAGGAAUCAUUUUUCGUAUAAAUUCUGCAUUUUCUGAAAUAGAUGCUGGUUAAGUUGAACAAGAGCUAAAAUCAGAUGCCAUUCCCAUUUUAAAGGUUCACAGUUAUCGGCUUUCCCACUUCUAACACAUACAAUCCCGACCUCGAAACUGCAGCAGUUAGGCAUGCAACAUGCAAUACACGUUAAGUAGCCUCUCUGUGAGGGCCUUCAUAGGACCUCAACACUCUCUGCACCCUCCCAUAUCAUUAAAAGCAGUGAUGUGGGCAAAGUUUCUUUUCUGAAGCUGUUUUACUGACAUGUCUGUGUCUCYGAGCCUAGAACUGCAUCAGCAUUUGCUGUUAGAUAAGUGUAGAUUAGUAGAUUAGUCUAUUCUUUCCAAAACAAUUGUUGAUGUGGAGGAGUAAAUGAUCAACCAUUCUACCUUUUUUUUUUAUCUUCAUGCUCAUAAGUGUCAACAUUCUCCACAGAGGAAAAGGAGGGACUGAUGCUUUAGACUGAGUAAAGCAAUUCUUCAAAACCUUUAAGAGAAAUAUCAAUACAACGUUUUGUCUCUUAUCCUACGGUCUGAAGCUUCCUCAUCCGUUUAGGGGCUCUCAAAAGUUACUUACUUUGUUAUUCUAAUUACUUUGUGUCGCUAUAUCAAUAUCAUUAUUAUGUUGCACAUGAAAUAACUGUAUUCUUUCCUGUGUUUUUGACCUUAUUUGGUGAUAUGUUGUUUGCACACAAGAGGGCGGURWUGUGWGAGAAAGGUGUGGUUACCUUGUGUUAAGUCAUAGAGGUUUCAGCCAGACACCUGUUUGUUUUAUAGAUCCAUUAGGAUCCARCAGAUGGCGGYAGUGCARCAAUURUGGAUGCAAGCUGCCGUUAAWAUCUAAAGAAGAAGAAGAACCUGUUUGUUUUCUUUUGCUCAGUGUUUGGCAACCAGAGAUGCUUUCGACAGGCAUCAUGGGAUCCCCACUGAAGAGUCUGGUUCAUGAUGAUGAUAGGUACCAGAGAUCCUUCCGCCUUUUUCUGGAGCGCUCCUCUGAACACCAAUGCAUGCGGGACUUCAUCCACAGCAAACUACCUGACAUUCUGUCCAGCAUUGGAGAUGGAAAGUCCCAUCUAAAUGUCAUUGGAGUUGGAAGCGGAGCUGGUGAGAUAGACCUAGAGAUGCUCAACGAGCUACACAAGAAGCAUCCAGGGGUGACAGUAGAUAAUGAGGUGGUGGAGCCAAGCAGCCAGCAGCUACACAACUACAAAGUUUUAGUGUCGCAGAAACCUGAGCUAAACUACAUCAAGUUCACCUGGAACAAGAUGACGGCCUCGGAGUUUGAGGAGAGCUGGAAACUGAGCGAGACGACCAAGAAGGCAGACUUCAUUCACAUGAUACAGAUGCUGUACUAUGUGAAGGAUCCCGGUGCUACCAUCAGCUUCUUCCAGAGUCUCCUCGAUAAGAAUGGGAAGCUUCUCAUUAUUCUUGUGUCUGGGGAGAGCGGCUGGGGGAAGCUGUGGCGGAAAUACAGGCACGAGCUCUGCAAUACCGAAAUAAGUCAAUGCGUGACCACGGGAGACAUCAAAAGCCUCCUGGACUCAAAGGGAGUGAGCUACCACAGCUUUGACCUGCCAUCUCAAAUGGAUAUCACCGAGUGUUUCACUCAGGGAGAUGAAAAGGGGGAGCUGCUGCUUGACUUUCUCACCGAAGUGCUGGAUUUUAAUAAAACGGCGUCACCAGAGCUGAAAGACGGCGUGUUGGAGCUGCUCCGGCAUCCGGACUGCAGCAUGGAGUCUGAGGGCAGAGUGAUCUUUAACAACAACCUCGGUGUCAUAGUCAUCAAUGAGCCAAAUUAAAAACAGAUCUUAGCUAGAGUCAAGGUCAGAUUAGUCCUAGAUGAUGAUGAAAUAUUUUCAAGUACAUUGAGUAUCUUCAAGCUUUAUCCUGUGUUGAAUUUAGUUUUGUAUAAAUGUUGAUGUUUUAUGAAUUCUAAAGUCCUCUAACAUAAAAUAAAUUAAUACAUUCCUUUCAAUUUUUAUGAUUAAACUUGUAUUAUUAUGACAUCAAAGAUCAUUCUUACUCCGCUACAGACAUUAGCUUCAGAUUUUUCUCCGGUCAUUACAGUUUGUAAUGAGCUGCUCUUGGCCGGCUGCUGCCCAGACCCCAUUAUACUCUUUUUUUUCUUUCUCCGGGAGCGCUUUAUUCCUACUGUACAAAUAAAUAUAGAACUGGACAAUUAGCUUUUCAUUGAGAAUCAAUUUAGAUAAGCUUAAAGUAAUUGUGCAUUAUGUUUUAAAAUGAUUGGAAGUAUUAUUUCUAGUAGGACUUGAACUGGGUAAGUGAAAACACAGUUGCUCCUGGGAGUCUUUUCUUUAGCCGUCGGGUUAAUUUAUUUCAAAUAUAAUCUGGGUUUGUUGCUAAUAGACAAAUUAUAUUGCAGCUUUAAUUUUGUAUUUCUGAAUUCAGAUAACCCUUUGGAGUCUCACAGUGACGAAUCUGAACAAUCACAUAGAAAUUUUGUUUUUUUUAUACUCUCAUUUAAUUUUUAUUCAACUUCACCAUAAAUGAUCAAUUAUUAGUACAUGGAAGGGGAUAAAAGACAAAAUGAUUUAUUUAAGUAUGAUGUAUAGAACAAUAUAAAGAUGCUGAAGAAAUGUUCUUUUGUAUUUUGUAAAAUUUUCUCUACUUUAAUUCCUCUAAGAGCAAGUUUGUGCUGCUAAUGAGUGUUGUGCAAAAUCUAAUAGAAAAAUCCAAAAUAAAAACUACACUUGCCAACUGGAAA
Messenger RNA from Poecilia reticulata (guppy), 5428 nucleotides. The record is from RefSeq and is a predicted model, not a curated record. NCBI's taxonomy places the organism in Eukaryota, Metazoa, Chordata, Actinopteri, Cyprinodontiformes, Poeciliidae.